UCCUCUGCGCUAAAUAAAAAAAAAAAAAAAAGAAAUUCAGGCGGAUUUAACCCGAAACAAUAUCAGAUUCGCGGGUGCAAUAAAAAUUUGGGAUUCUCCGAAACGGCAUUCAGUGAAAUCCAGUGUCCAAGAAAAUCAACGAAUCAACACCUCUCCGAACAGAACAGAGAAGCCUUACCUUCAAAUGCACUCCAUUAUCAAUUUGAAAUUUAUUAGACUAAACAAACCUGAUUCUGACAUUUUAUCUUCCUCACAUAAAUCAAAAACCAACAAAACCCGCAACUCUAUAUGAUGAAAUUCAGCCACACCCACCUUUCGGAUCACCCGUUUUCCUGCUCGUGACUGGCUCGGCUUCACUUUCUCAGGAUUCGGUUCUUUUUUGUACUCCUUGUUUUGUUCGACGGAGUGAUGAUGGAGACCUUAUCACUAGGGCGGUUCAACUACCAUAGGCUUGAAUGGAAGCGGUGGUUCCCGGCGUUCUUGUCCUCCCACAGGACCCUUUUCAUGGUGAUUUGGAUCGCGGCUUUUGCCUCUGUUUUCGUGUGGCAGAGGAACCUCGUGGGCGGGUUCUUGGUGUUCCGGCAGUCCCCUGUGAGGCCCAUGCCGAGGCUGAGGCCGGUGGCGUUUAACCUCACGGACUUCGGAGGGGUCGGAGAUGGGGUCACUGUGAACACCGAGGCCUUCGAGAGGGCGGUCUCAGCAAUCUCCAAGUUGGGAAAGAGAGGUGGUGCCCAGCUCAAUGUACCUCCCGGCCGGUGGCUUACGGCUCCGUUUAAUCUCACUAGUCAUAUGACUUUGUUCCUUGCUGAGGAUGCUGAAAUACUAGGAAUUCAGGAUGAGAAGUAUUGGCCACUGAUGCCUCCUUUGCCUUCAUAUGGAUAUGGGAGAGAGCAUCCUGGACCUCGAUAUGGGAGUUUGAUUCAUGGUCAACACCUCAAAGAUGUUGUUAUUACUGGGCAUAAUGGAACCAUAAAUGGACAGGGUCAAACAUGGUGGAAGAAGUAUCGCCGGAAGCUCCUUAACCAUACUAGGGGUCCGCUUGUUCAGAUAAUGUGGUCAAGUGACAUUCUAAUCACUAAUGUAACUUUUCGUGAUUCUCCUUUCUGGACGCUUCAUCCAUAUGACUGCAAGAAUGUAACCAUCAGAAACGUUACAAUCUUGGCUCCCAUAGUCGAUGCUCCAAACACCGAUGGAAUAGAUCCAGAUUCAUGUGUGGAUAUGGUGAUUGAGGACUGUUACAUAAGUGUUGGGGAUGAUGGAAUUGCGAUAAAAAGUGGCUGGGAUCAGUAUGGAAUUGCUUAUGGACGGCCUUCAAUGAAUAUACUCAUUCGAAACCUUGUUGUUCGCUCUAUGGUCAGUGCUGGCGUAUCAAUUGGCAGUGAAAUGUCCGGUGGUGUAUCCAAUGUCACUGUGGAAAAUCUCCUUGUCUGGAACUCAAGGCGUGCUGUUCGAAUCAAGACUGCCCCUGGUAGAGGUGGAUAUGUGCGACACAUAACGUACAAGAAUCUUACAUUUGACAACGUCCGUGUUGGAAUUGUCAUCAAAACAGAUUACAAUGAACACCCUGAUGAGGGGUUUGACCCAACGGCUUUCCCAGUCCUUGAGGACAUAAGUUUCACUAGUGUUCAUGGCCAGGGAGUUCGUGUCCCUGUUCGCAUCCACGGGAGUGAUAAAAUUCCAGUUAGAAACGUGACAUUCCGAGAUAUGUCAGUAGGGUUAACAUACAAGAAGAAGCAUAUAUUCCAGUGUGCCUUUGUCGAGGGUCGUGUGAUAGGGACCAUCUUUCCUGCUCCUUGUGAGAAUCUUGAUCGGUACGAUGAGCAGGAACAGCUUGUUAAAAGCUCAUCUUCCCAGAAUGUAACUGACAUAGAUUAUGAUUUUUAAGGUGCAAUUUCUCCAAUUUAUUCCCUGUAUGAAAUGGUUUAGGUGGAUAAGGUUGGGGGUGAGGCAGCUCAUGUUGUUCCUAUGUUUUUAUUCGUAUCUCUUUCUCACUCCAUUUUUAUGAAGGAGAAAGGCAGGGCGAGAAGAACAUGGACAGAUGGAACCAAAGAGGGGCUGUCCUUGCUUAAGGCUUUUCUAAUCAUGGAAUCUGUAUAUAUAAAAAAUUUUCACAUGCUUGUACUGUGUACAUUCAUGGGAUUACUGGUAUUAAUAGUUGUAUUGAGACUUUA
Juglans microcarpa x Juglans regia is the source of this 2171-nucleotide messenger RNA. Its product is annotated as probable polygalacturonase. Gene Ontology annotation, molecular function: polygalacturonase activity. The coding region runs from base 409 to 1884 and encodes 491 amino acids. Lineage: Eukaryota; Viridiplantae; Streptophyta; Magnoliopsida; Fagales; Juglandaceae. The record is from RefSeq and is a predicted model, not a curated record. The transcript is spliced from 5 exons. Gene Ontology annotation, biological process: carbohydrate metabolic process.